AUGGCCAAACGCAAAGCAACAUCGACCGCGGAGGGGCAGGCGAAAAAGGCACGCGCCGCCAAGGCGGAGACGGACCGGGGCCUCACAGGAAAUUCUGCGUUCUUUCGCAGCCGUGAGGCCCUCCCUGUGACGGCCUACCGCGCCGAGAUUCGGCAGGCUCUGCGGGAUCACGAUGUGCUCAUUGUGUCGGGCGAGACCGGCUCUGGCAAAAGCACACAGCUGCCACAGUUCCUGUACGAUGAGCCAUGGUGCAGCGGUUUUAUAGCGGUCACCCAGCCUCGGCGUAUCGCCGCUACUACACUAGCCUUUCGCGUGGCCGACGAGAUGAACACACCUCUGCCUCAAGGCUGGCUUUCAAAGUCGGCCACGGGCCUCGUCGGCUACUCGGUGCGCUUCGACUUCAAGAUUCCGAGAGGCACCAGGAUCAAGUACAUGACCGAAGGCAUGCUGCUGCAGGAGAUGUUGGGCGACAAGACUCUCGAGAGAUACAGCGCCAUUGUCAUCGACGAGGUGCACGAGCGCAGUCUCAAUGCCGACCUGCUGCUCGGCUUCCUGCGACAGCUCCACACGAGCGGGCUGCAGCGGAAGGGUGGAAAACUAAAGGUCGUCAUCAUGAGCGCCACAGCCCAGGUGGAAAAGUUCCGGGACUUUUUCCUGGGCGGUGGGGACAGCGAGAGCAAACCGCUGGAUAUCAGCGCAACAGAAGCACAGGAGCCGUCAUCACAGCCGACCUCGCCACCAUCACCGCCAUCACCAUCACCACCACGUGUCUGCAUCCUUGCGAUCCCCGGUCGCCAAUUUCCCGUCAAGAUCAUCCACACCCGCCAGCCAGUCCCGAAGCUGGAUGCGGCUGUCGUUGACAAGGUCAUACAGAUCAACACAGAGGAGCCGCUUCCGGGCGACGUGCUGGUCUUCCUCUCGGGCCAGGACGAGAUUGAGAACAUUGCGAACCUCAUUGCUGAGCGUGCGGCCACGCUCGCGUCCGACGUGCCCCAGAUCGAAGUGCACCAGCUCUUCGGCCAGAUGUCGCUGGAAGACCAGGCCAAGACGAUCCAGCCGGCCAGCAAGCGGUUCACGCGCAAGGUCAUCCUCGCGACCAACGUAGCCGAGACGUCCAUCACGGUGCCGGGUGUCCGGCUGGUGAUCGACAACGGCAAGCACAAGCAGAAGCGGUUUGACGCGCGUCUGGGCAUGGACACGUUGAUGGUCGAUCCUAUUGCCCGGUCGUCGGCCAUCCAGCGGGCCGGUCGUGCCGGCCGUGAGGCGCCUGGCAAGUGCUACCGUCUGUACACGGAAGAGACGUAUGCCGGCCUCGACGAGACCGAGCUGCCCGAAGUCCUGCGCAUUGACAUGCUGGAUGCCGCGCUGACCCUGGCAUCCCACGACAUCCCCGAGUGGUGGGACUUCCCGCUGAUGGACAUGCCCGACAGCACCGCCAUGGAGGCGGCAGUGAUGAUGCUGUAUAGCCUCGGAGCCAUCGACGACCGCGGCGCCAUCACAAAGGACGGCCGGGUUGUUGCGCGGCUGCCGGUGUCGGCUCCGUACGGACGUGUGCUCUUGGCCGCGGCGGAGAACGACUGUCUCCUGGAGGCCAUUGACAUUAUCGCCUGUCUCACCGCCGGCGACAACAUCUUUCUCCGGCUGCAGACCGAGGACGACUUCGAAGAGGUCGAGCAGUUCCGCGAGGAGCUGUGCCGGCGCGAGGGCGAUCUCCUCACGUAUCUCACCACGCUCCGGCAGUUUGCCACCAUCAAGAAGGCCCAGAAGGCCAAGUCCUGGUGCGAGCAGCGGCGGAUCCAUCGGCGCAACCUCAACCAGGCCAUCCGAAUCCGCCUGCAGAUGCGCCGUCUGCUCGUGCAGCUGAAGCUCCUGGACGCCGACGCAGGCAAGGAUCUGGACAGCCAAGAGUUUGUGCCGCUAUCGUCAGAAAAGACAGACGCCCUCCUCAAUUGCUUCCUUCUCGGUUUCGCAUCCAAGUCGGCCCUGCUGGCACCCGAUCUCAGCUAUGUGUCGACUGUGGGCAAGCACGUCAUGCACAUCCACCCUUCCAGCGUUCUGCACGGGCAAAAGGGACAUGGAAUCAUGUACAUGCAGAACGUGUUCACACAAAAGAACUACGUCAAGCAUGUCAGCCGGGUGGACCCAGAGUGGAUUAUCUCGGCCGUUCAGAAGACGUUGAAGAGACCUUAG
Messenger RNA from Grosmannia clavigera kw1407, 2190 nucleotides. RefSeq names its product ATP-dependent RNA helicase. Gene Ontology annotation, molecular function: RNA binding; ATP binding. Lineage: Eukaryota; Fungi; Ascomycota; Sordariomycetes; Ophiostomatales; Ophiostomataceae. Gene Ontology annotation, cellular component: catalytic step 2 spliceosome; intracellular anatomical structure. The transcript has a single exon. The coding region runs from base 1 to 2190 and encodes 729 amino acids. The record is from RefSeq and is a predicted model, not a curated record.